Molecule: messenger RNA, 3409 nt
Organism: Effrenium voratum
Lineage: Eukaryota; Dinophyceae; Suessiales; Symbiodiniaceae
Source: the annotation of a GenBank genome assembly
AGGGUGGCGCCACACUGUUAGGCUUGCCGCUGAUAUAUCGAAGCAUCACGGGACUCGCCGGAAGAAAAAAGCAGAGUCACGCUUUAACCUGGUCGCCGCGCCAAGCACGGCGGUCUCGGGUUGCCAGGGCCCCGAGGAGCUGAGCCAUCAGAGAUCAGCGCACAUCGGGAGCCCGGACUUUGCGCAUAAGUUGUAGGCUGAAUUGCUCAAGGCCGCCAACUACUACGGUGCAGAUCAAUAAUGAAGACACGGACAUGGCCGACCUUCCGGCGGAGUUCUCUACGAAGGGCUUCGAGCGGCAAACCAGCGGAAUGGAAGAAGCGGGCUUCGUUGCGAGGAUGCCCUCCGAUGAAUUGGCGAGGCAAGCGAAAGAGUUCUCGCAGUCGGUGAAGAAAAAGAUGUCUGCUCCUUCACAAAAGAAGCAUGGAGCAUCAGAAGGUGAAAGCAAACAAAGCAAGAAGUCACUCCUGGUUGAGAGCGUUCUCGGUGCCGGGGACAAGCAUGACCACAAAGCGCACAAACACAAGAAGGGCGCAUUUGCCGGAGUCUUUGUUCCUACCUGUGAGAACAUGUGGGGUGUGCUCAUCUUCCUGCGCUUUUACUUCGUCGUGGGCCAGGCUGGCAUCGGACAAGCGCUUCUGUGCGUGCUCAUCUCGUUCUGCGCUGCCUUCUGCACGACAUCGUCUAUGUCGGCCAUCGUCUCCUCCGGUGGUUUGGUGAGCAAAGGAGGGCCGUACUACAUGAUCUCUCGUGCCCUGGGACCUUCAGUGGGAGCAUCUGUGGGGAUCAUGUACUGGCUGGCCAUCACGUUACUUGCAGUGCUGGAGACCCUUGGAGCAGUGGAGGCUUUGCUCAUGGCCGCGCCUUCUUUGAACUUCCCCGGCUGCAAGCAGGCCUUUGGCUCCGGCUUCAUGGCGGUGUUGAUCCUAGCAGUGUGGGGUGGCACCUCCUUCGUCACUCGACUGGGCAUCUUCUUUGUGCUGAUCGUCUUCUACACAAUGGCAUCCUACUAUGCUGGCAUCAUCAGUGCUCCCCUCACGGACAUCGCGAAGGCAAAUCCGUGGGUGACCGGGCUCAGUUGGGACACGUUUCAGAAAAAUUGGGGGCCCCACUACGACGACCAGACCAACUUCGGAGUGGUGCUGAGUGUUUUCUUCCCCUGCUUCACGGGCAUUCUGAGCGGGGCCAACCGCGCAGAUAUUCUGAAGGAUCCGCCAAGGAACAUCAAGGACGGGACCUUUGGUGCCAUCAUCUUCAGCUUUUUCAUGUACUCGUCAUUCUUUAUCCUUUGGGGAUGUGUGGCGGACUAUCGGUAUCUGCAGGGCCAGGAGUACCACGCGGACGGGGAUGAUCAUAGUCACCGCCGCCUGGCCGGGGCCGGAGCGGGAGAUCACCUGGUGGAGGAGAUUGUGUGGAAUCCUUUCCCACACUCUGCACAGAUCGGCAUCAUCAUUUCCUCCCUCAGCCAGGCGUUGCAGUGCCUCAUUGUCGCCCCGCGCCUUCUGCAGAGCAUCGCAAGAGACAAGAUCCUGUCCAUCUUCGACAAGAUUGCGCCGCUCUCUUCCCGCGGAGAGCCAGUCCGAGCAUUGUUUGCGACAUACGCCUUUGCCGCCAUGUUGGUUUUGAUCGGGGAGGUCAAUGCAGUGGCACCUUUGCUGACCAUGUGCUUCUUGGUGGCGUAUUCCUUUAUGAACUUCUCCUGCUUCAUCUUGACUUGGGUCCGAUCUCCCGGCUUUCGACCCACAGGUAUGUCCCGCAGGAGGUGGCGAAUUUGGUACAUGUCCACGGGCCUCAUUGGGUCCAUUGUGUGCUUGUCCAUCAUGGCUAUCGUGAGUGAACUCUGGGCCCUGGCUGUGUUGGCCUUCAGCUUCGGCCUGUACUUGUACAUCAAUUGGAAGCUGGAGCAAGCAGAAUGGGGCAGCGCCCUGGAUGGCAUGCGUUACCAACUGGCCCUGAACAGCUUGAUCCAGCUGGAGUCCUCAGGGCACCACGCGGUGAACUGGCGCCCUCAGGUUCUGAUCUUGUACCGCAUCCACCUGUCUGAGGAGCUGAAAGGCAUCAAGCACCACGAAAUUUUGCGCUUCUACUCUCACCUCAGGAAGGGCAAUGGCUUUGCUGUGGUGGCUUGCGUGUUGGAGUCUGACAAGCGAGACGAGCACUCCCUGCACAAGGCGAAUAUUGAGAGGGACAUCAUCAAGAGCAUCAUGAAGGAGGAGCAGAUACAAGGCUUCGCAGAAUGCGUUGUGGCCCCAUCUUGGUCCGAAGGCUGCAGCUACAUCAUCCAGUUGAGCGGCAUUGGGGGCUUGGCACCCAACACGGUGUUGGUGGAUUGGCCCAUGAAGUGGAGGAAGCAACCGAUCAAGGCCAAAGAAUUUGUGACUGUCCUCAGCACAGCCCUGGCUGCAGAGAAGUCUGUGUUGGCUGUGAAAGGUCUUGAGGACAUGCCUCUGUCCGCGGUGGUGGGCACCAUUGAUGUUUGGUGGAUGAUUCAUGACGGUGGUUUCAUGAUCCUUUUGUCUUGGCUCUUGUUGCAGCAUCGCAUCUGGCGCCAGUGCCACAUCCGCAUUUUCACGAUCACAGAGGGCGUGUCAGAAGAGCGCGCGAAGAAUGCCGCCAAGUUGUUGACAGAGACACUCCGCCAACGCCGCUUGUUCGACGUGGAUGUGGAGGUGGUCCUAGUCGAUGAUGAGAUGAUUCAGCCGUACACCUAUGAUUGGACUCUGCGAGUGGAGCAGCGCCACAAAUUUGUGGAGCAGCUCCAUGGAGUAAAGAGCAUGAAUGUGGAUGCGAUUCCCUUGGAGAUCGAUGAUUUGUUCAAGAUGGAGGAGGAAGCUGAGGCAGGCUCUGUGUCCGGCACGGUGUCUCCCACCCAGCCUACUGUGCCAAACUCCGAAGGGCACGCCGGAUCGGUGGCGGUCUGCGACUUGCGCAGCGCGGUUGAGAGCGAACGCGCAGCAAGCCACUCAGCGGUCUUCAAGGGCGAAUCCUUCAAGAGCUUGGGCACAAACGUCUCUGAGGGAGCAAAUAUAUGCGGCAGAGAGCCAACGAAAGAGCGCCCGGCCUUGGCCACUGAGCAGAAAGAGUGGGACAGAGUGGCCUCCUUUGUCAAGCUGAACGAGAUGAUCACCUCGCGGUCGAAGAGGUCCCAGCUGGUCGUCAUGAACCUGCCGGAUGUUUGGAGUACGGAGGACCAAGAGGUGAAUCACUUCAUGACCUACUGCGACACGAUGACCAAGGGCCUGGACCGCGUGCUGUUUGUCCAUUCAUCUGGCCACGAGGUUUUCGAGAUUGGCUGAGCAAAUGACAAGGCAAAUCAUGAAAGGCUUCGCUGCGUGAUUUGGCGUGAGCUGUGGUAAGUGCGACAUAAUGGUCAGUUGGGAAUCUUGAAUGAGGGACCUCCUUCUCGGAG